Molecule: messenger RNA, 2323 nt
Organism: Medicago truncatula (barrel medic)
Lineage: Eukaryota; Viridiplantae; Streptophyta; Magnoliopsida; Fabales; Fabaceae
Product: amino acid transporter AVT6A
Exons: 6
Coding region: 192-1586 (464 amino acids)
Biological process (GO): amino acid transmembrane transport
Cellular component (GO): membrane
Molecular function (GO): L-amino acid transmembrane transporter activity
Source: RefSeq, a predicted model, not a curated record
AACAAAAAAUUGUACGUAAUAAUUCUCACAAAAAUAAAGAGAAUUGAAAUAAUAUCUAUCAAUAAUCAAUAUUCACCACCACCCACUUUGUGUUGUGCAAUUAUUAUUUUUUCCUUCAUUUGGUUUUUUUGUUGCACUUUUUUUCAAGAAGCUGAUUUGAAAUUUUGAUAGAGAAAACUUGAAAGCUGAAAAUGACAAUUGAAACUGAGAAGAAGAAAACAAGGAAGAACAAGGAAGUUGUUGAUGAGAAUGUGCCUUUGUUACCUAAGUCUCAAGAAAGCGAUACCGAGUUACAUGAAUUUAAUGGAGCUUCAUUUUCUGGAGCUGUUUUCAAUUUAUCGACAACAGUUAUCGGUGCUGGGAUCAUGGGCUUGCCUGCUUGUGUGAAGAAGUUGGGCAUGGUGCCUGGUCUUAUUGCUAUAGUCCUAACAGCAUUUUUGACAGAGAAGUCAGUUGAAUUCAUGCUCAGGUUUUCAAGGGCAGGGAAUCUUUCUUCAUAUGGAAGUCUUAUGGGGGAUGCCUUUGGGAGAUAUGGAAAAGCAGUUUUAGAGAUAUGUGUUGUUAUCAAUAACGUUGGUGUUCUUAUUGUCUACAUGAUUAUCAUUGGUGAUGUGGUUUCUGGAACAACUUCAAGUGGAAUUCACCAUUCUGGUAUCCUCGAAGGAUGGUUUGGAGUCCAUUGGUGGACUGGGCGUACAUUUGUUCUUACCUUUACAACACUUGCUGUGUUUGCACCUCUGGUCAGCUUUAAGCAAAUUGAUUCUUUGAGAUUCACAUCUGCAUUAUCAGUUGGAUUAGCAGUUGUUUUCCUUAUCAUUGCCGUAGGGAUCUCAAUUAUCAAGAUUAUUAGUGGAGGCAUUGGGAUGCCAAGACUCUUCCCGGUCAUUACUGAUGCAGCUUCAGUUUUUGACCUAUUCACCGUAGUUCCUGUGUUGGUGACCGCUUACAUCUGUCACUACAAUGUUCACAACAUAGAUAAUGAACUGGAGGACUCCUCAUGGAUGCAUGGCGUUGUGCGUGCUUCCCUUACUCUAUGCUCUUCAGUUUACUUACUGACAAGCUUCUUUGGGUUCCUUCUAUUUGGUGACGAUACUCUUCCUGACGUUCUUGCCAAUUUUGAUACUAAUCUCGGAAUUCCUUUUGGUUCUGCGCUCAAUGAUGCUGUUCGUUUUAGCUAUGCUGCGCAUCUCGUACUUGUAUUUCCUGUAGUUUUCUAUGCAUUGAGGGUCAACAUAGAUGGUCUGAUAUUUACCUCAUCAAGAAGGCCUUUGGUUGUUGAUAACUUACGAUUUGCAUCAAUUACUAUUGCGCUUGUCGGCAUUAUCUUCAUGGGAGCAAACUUCAUCCCUAGCAUUUGGGAUCUUUUCCAGUUCACUGGAGCAACUGCUGCUGUUUGUUUAGGAUUCAUAUUUCCAGCUGCAAUCACUCUGAAGGAUCGACACAACAUAGCAACCAAAACGGACAAGAUUUUGUCCGUCUUUAUGAUUGUUCUGGCAGUCUUGUCAAAUGCUGUGGCUAUAUACAGUGAUGCUUAUGCUUUGAUCAACAAGAACAAACAUAAUGUGAAUGAUUUCUUGAUUAGAUAGCUCACAGUACAGGUAUUUCCAUGCAUUCAGAUGAAAGGAUCAUAAUUUGCUAUGGUUAUAUCAAAUUAGUUUUUUCAAUAGGGUCUGGUGGGUCGAUUAUUCUAUAAACAAAGCUACCAUGCGUACAAAUAUUCUUCAAAAGUGUGUGAAGGCCUGCAAUUUGUUCAACCUUGUUUGUAUUACAAUAGUGUUAUUUGAACACAACUGUCAACAUGUCUGGAAAAGAGAAAAAAUAAACAAAAAACACAAACCAUAUGUUUAUAGGGUGUUUGACAACAUAUUUGUUGUCAAAAUAUCAUUUAUGUUGUAAUUUUCGGGGAUCUGUUGAAUGUACCUCUUUUUCCCUGGCUUCAUCUCUUUGAUAAAUGUAAGAGAUGCAUUUGUUGACACUUUGUAUGCAUUAUCAAUGGCUAAGGGACAGAAGGGACAUCCUGUUGCUUAUGAAAGAAUGGUUAAGUUCAAGAAUUUUUGGGCAAGACAAACAGAAAUUUAAUCAUGGAUUUGAAAAUGUGUGGCUUGUUAGUAGUGUGUUUUUCUAAAUUUUCCUAGAAAUUGAACAUUUGGUGCAAUUCAUAGUAUUGCAUAAUUCUUAUGUAAUUAAAUAUUUGUCAGGUUAAGUGUUCCAUUGAAUAUAUUAGCAACUUGCAUAUCUAUUCAGAUAAAUUAUUUCACUGAACACGUGUAACCGUUGUUUUGACGUGCUAUAUUAGUCGACAACGCUCUUGAGAUUGGUCAAA